Molecule: messenger RNA, 9594 nt
Organism: Purpureocillium lilacinum
Lineage: Eukaryota; Fungi; Ascomycota; Sordariomycetes; Hypocreales; Ophiocordycipitaceae
Source: RefSeq, a predicted model, not a curated record
AUGUCGAUGAGUGCCCACGUGAUGGAGGUCAGGGCUGACAGCCCGAGCUUCAAUUUCACGUUCCUCAUAUACUUCAUCAUCAGCGGGCUCCUUGCCAUUUUCUUUCUCCUCUACUUCAACCGCCUCUUUGGGUCCAUCGCCUCGUACGCCAUUAGAGCAUACACCUGGCACAAAUACCGCGUGUACAUUGACAUAAGCGCUCUGCAAAUCUCUCUUCUGGCCGGCCGCGUAUUCUUUACCGGCCUACGCUACCACGGAUCCAACGAGACCUUCCUAGUACAAUACGGCGACAUCACAUGGCGAUACUGGCUGCGUCGAGUUCGAGAGGCGGACAUACGGAAUACAAGGAACACAGGAGAGGGCGUCACUGCCGACGGUGAUAAGAAUGCAAGGCUGCCAUGCCGUGUCAACGUUAAGCUCGUUGGUCUCGAGUGGUUCGUCUACAAUCGCAGCCCCGCGUACGACACAAUUUUCGAGGGACUGGCAGACUUUCGAUCCUCUGGCUCGCGAUCGAGUGGCUUAUCUGACGCACACGAGAAGAAUGGCUUGCGGUCGAGGAGCAACGGACAGUAUGGGACGCUCGGUCCUUCAGAUUUCUCCAGAUCUGCCAACGGCAAUCACCUCCAACAGUCGAGCCAGGUUCCGAGACAGCCAGUUGCCGACUUGGCAAGCUCCAUCGCCGAUUCAGGAAGUGUCAACAGUGACGCAAGAGAGGACAGUCCCGAGCUCCCGUUCCUCCUGCAGCUGUUUCCCAUUCAGGUGGAGUGCCAGAAACCGGCCCUCGUGAUGGGCAACGACAACACCAAAGCAGUACUUAUUGUUAAGGCCAACUCAGCUUCUGCUGUGGUGGAUGCUUCGAAAUCCCAGACGUGCGACCAGUAUCGCCAAGACUUUAACGUGCGCUUCAGUCAUCCUGUGGUGGAAAUGAAGGAGAACGACGAGUUUAAAGAGGAUCAAGUGUCGCGAGCGGUGAGGCAACGUAAUGACAACCAGGGAUCUGUUCCAACGCCCCCGAGGUCCUUAUUCAGGCACCAUCGCCGGAAAGUGGUACACUCGCUCCGGAACAUGGUCCCCUACUGGCGACGGUCCGUGGAAUCCUUCUCCACCGACUCCAGAGGGGCAGAGGCUGCGACGGCAUCACAAGUGCCUGGUUCGAGCCACUGGCAGGGCCUCUCAAGAUACCUCGAUGACCAGGAUCAAGACGACAGGGCGCGUUGGGCGUCAGUCGAGUACGCGGCAGUGUCUACGAUUAUAGACUCCCCAGAGGCUACGCUGCGGAUUUACUGGGACGCCGUGAGCAAAGUCACGGCUCAAGAAAGGUUGACGACCUUGCCCCCUGCGUCGAACAACGUCAAUGGCAGCGAACCCCCAGCAUGGGGGAUGAGUCUUUCGAUCAAGGGUGGAACGGUCAACUAUGGGCCCUGGGCGGAUCGCCAACGUGCGGAGUUGCAACGAGUAUUUUUCCCGACACUUGCAAAAGAUGCCACGCCCGCCAAACCACUUCCAGUAGGUGCUUGGAGAGUGGCAACUCAAUUCAAGCUCUCUGUGGACAUUGAAAAUGCAGUCACGCUUCGAAUUCCCAUCCGGGAGGAAUCCAAGAAUUGGCGGUGGAGGGGCAAAGAGCCACCGAUCCGGCAUCAGGGAGGGCCAUACAAACGAAAGCAGAGAAGUAAGGCCAAGAAGAAUAGCAAGGCAGAUGCUACCCACGUGCGGCCGUCGGGUUGGCUAGAAGUGAAGGUACCAGGCAACACAACGGUCUCUUAUUCGAUGGACAUGCUUGCCAGUGCGCUUGGGUAUGGCAACUAUCUCAAUAUCGAUAUCCCGAGCACAGAACUCUGGAGCAGUGUCAAUCACGAUUUGCUCUGGACGUCCGGCCCGCAGAAAAUAUCCUGCGACCUCUCAAACCCCUUACCGUGGAACACUCUGCGCAACUGGCAAUUCACAGUGGAUAGCGACGACAUGAAAUUAUAUCUGCUGCGCGACCACAUCUUUCUGCUAAUCGACCUGGUGGACGACUGGGGUAGCGGGCCUCUUGCUGAGUAUCUGGUCUUCACGCCGUACAAGUAUCACCUGAACCUGAACCUCCGGAACGUGGAGCUUUAUCUCAACGUCAACGACGAGAACAUCAUAGACAAACCGACGUCCCUAGACGACAACGCCUUCCUAAUCCUAUCCAGCCCUCUCCUGCAUGCCGAACUUACCAUUCCACUGGACAAGUUUCGCCCGAGCAGGAACGCCAUUCCUUUGGAUAUCCGCACAGACAGUUUCGAUUUGGCCCUGCACACAUCGCAAUCCAGCACCCAUACGGCCUUCUUGUCGUCGAAUGAGAUUGGUCAUGGCGAAGGGCUUGCCGUCACCGGAAGCUACCAGUAUAAUGCGACGACUUCCCCGGCCAAUACCGACACCCUCAUUCUAAAUGUCCACGGACAGUCGCCCUACGCGUAUCUCUAUGGCUUCGUUAUCCGAUACUUCAUCCUGCUCAAGGAUAAUUACUUCGGAGACCACGUCCAUUUCAAGACGCUGGAUGAGUAUCAGGAACAACUGCAGGCAGCUGCGACGAAACAACCCCAUGAGCCCUUAGCUGGACCCCCGAACAAAAAGUCCAACGAUCUCGACGUCAUUUUGGCCAUCAAAGUGGACGACCCUCGCAUCAUGCUUCCGGUCAAUUUAUACUGCGCUAACCGAUUCGUCCAAUGCGAACUGGCCAGCCUUUCUGUUGACCUGCGAUUCACCAACUACUACAUGGACAUGGAACUAGAGUUAAGCCCUUUAAGCUUGUCCAUGGGGCUUCCGGGGAGGAACCAAGAGUCACCGGGUGUCGUAUAUUCCAACACCCAGCUCUUUGUCGAUGGUAUACGCGUAUUUGGCCACCGGACUUUCGGGUUGCCACCCACGGAGCCCACAUAUCUCUGCAACUGGGAUGUAUCUGUGGGUGCCGUCAGAGGUGAAUGCACAGGAGACUUUCUCGCCUCUCUCGCCAAAGGUGGCGCUGCGUUCGGUUUCAUGUUUGACGACGUGGAGAAUGCUCUGGUCCCGUAUUCGUCCCUCGUCUUUCACGACAUCACCUUCGUGCGAGUGGACGUUUCGUCUGUCCAUCUCUGGAUCCGGGUCGAGGAAGCGGCGUUUCUCCUUUCGACGGAUGCCAUCGAGGUGAACAGCAAUGAUUGGGCGAGAUCACACUACUCCAAGAGAGCCGACAUCAGCAUACCCAAUAUAGAGCUGUCCUGUGUCAAUGCAGAGUCGGCAGCGAGGCACUACUCGCGAAGGCAGCACCCGGUGGAAACAGCGGCAUAUCUACGGACGGACAUACGCCUGUCCACAAUCGGGAGGAAGUUUCACUUUAGUGAAGAGCGGAAAAUCCAGCAAGACCUGGUUCGCCGUGAGGACCAACGCACCGACAGAACUCCCUUUCUGCUACUCGAUGAAUUCGGCAGCGACUUCGUUCCGGAGGUUGUCGACCCUCCUGCCCAGUGCUCUCCGCCUCCGCCAUAUCCGGCAAUUGAUGCCAUUGAUGAAGACGCUUCAUGCCGUAGCGCACCGAGCUUUCGUCGCUCGCAACACCUGCGACAUCAGAGAUCGUUCCUCUCCCUGUCUAGUUCCGGCAGCAACAGCGUUCGAAGGGCGUCUAGACAUGGCGGUGGGCAGACGCCAGCGAAGCUAAAGGGGCCUCCGUCUAGACAUAGUCUGCGCCCAGCAACGGACAGGCAAAGGAAACCGUCUAGCUCAAGUGGCCAUCACCCUUCAUUUAUCAGCCCGGCGGGUGACAAGGACGUCCACGACCACUCCUCUGUCGCCUUCUCCAGUCAGUACUUCGCGCCCCACUUCCCGCUGGAGGACGUCCAUGCCGACGUUCGCGAUGCCACCUUCGCGGCUGUUCAAGAGGAGCGGGCGGAUUACGAGGAUAUCUUCGAACGAGCGACGGCGGACCUGGAAGACAUCGAUCCGCGAAAUCUUAGCGAGGAACAUGCUCAUUCGAGUGCCCUCGUAGAAUUUCCAAGUGGAAUAACGGCCUUUUUCACCCCGGAGGCGGUACGCCAUGCCACUUCACUGAUGGCGGCAUUGCAGCCUUGUGAGCCAGAGGACAUUCUUGACUCUCUUCAGGUCGACUCCAUCGGCGAAAUCUUCAGCUCUAAGAAGCAAGAACAUAUACGCGGCAAGAUGCAAGACGUUUUGGUCAGGCUGCCCCAUGCCAAUCUGCGCUUUCUAAACACAUCCACGCUGGAUUCGCCAGAUGAGUCGCAGGAAGAGCAAGACCAGUAUGAUAUCCGCCUAUCCAGAGUCGCGCUGGUAACCCGCACUGUCACAGACGGCGACUUGAAGCCGCCGAGGACUUCGUUGCAUUUUCGCCUCAACUCCGCUGAGCUAUCGGCAUCAGAACGGCUAUCCUCUCUCCAGGCUCCUCAAGCAGCAGUCAUGGUCGAGGUUGACACGGUCAUGGUUUCUCUGGGUGCCAAGGAAGUCACUUACUUUGAUGCCGACGUUGGAUCCAUUGUCGGAAGCACGGCGACAGAGAAGAUAGAGUAUCUUGCUUCCCUGAUUCAUCGAACGGGGAGCAUGGCGUCCGAUCUGGAGCGUCUUCUGGCUGAGACGACUUCUCGCCAAGGCAAUCGGGUGAAGUAUCUCGCUCACGGCUUGCUUCAGGAGGGCAGAUCGGUCAAUGAUCCUUCUUUUCUCAUUCGGCCUUCUGCUGUGCUGAGGUCAGCUCAUCGACACAUCCGAACAGUUGAUUCCUGGAAGAUGAUCAUGCGACUCCGUCAAAUUUGGGCAACAGCGGGCGACAAGCUGCGCUCACGACUGUUGCAAAACUGCAAUGACAACCCUCCGCCUUUGCCAGCCAAUGCAGCCGAAUCCGUCAUCUCGGCGUUUCAAAGGUGGCGCAGCUGGGACCUGGAGAAUGUUGCCAGCUCGGUGCUCAUGAGGACAAUGUUUGGCAAGAUGAAGGGCGUCGAAUCCGCGAUCCCAUCACAGGAGUAUCCUCUCUUGGGAGCUUGUCGACUGGCGGAGACGCGCUUCGUGCUGGACCCUGGGCCGAAACAGAAUAGCAUCUCGUUCCUCGACAUCAACGUCCGCAUAGACAAGAAGCCAUCUAAAUCAGCGGACAAUCUCCCAGAGGUGCCAGGCUUCGAUGGCCCACUCAUGGUUGUGGAUGUUUGCUGUGGAGACGCAGCAAUUCAUAUGAACUGGGAACUCUGUGAACUUGCUGACGAUAUUCUGCGGCUUUACAACCGGGCGCAAACACAACAACGAAAGACACCAAGACCAGCGAAGUCGCGUGUGGAAGACGGCGCAAAGCCACCCUCCGCACUGCAAGUGGUCAUCGAGGUGAUUCAAGGAUCGGUCGAUAUCGAAACGGUCAACCUUACGUCAAAGACAUUGAGCAACGGGAUCAAGACGUCUGUACUGAUGUAUAAUACGGAAGACCGAGACAAGCUUGCGAGUGUCAUGGUCAACUGCAAUGCAGUCACGUCAAGACUGCAUAGCCACUCUCAGUUUCUCGGCAUGUAUCAGCUCCGGCAGCCCAGCCUCUUCCUCGCCCACGAAGCGGAGGAUACAGAGGAAGCAACUUUACACGCGAUCAAGGCUACAGCGAGCAAUCAAGGCUUUACUCUUGAGGUCAAGCAAGACCCCACAGUGCUCCUCGAAGUUCUUGACUUGGUGGUCAAAGAUGAAGUUACUCAGCUCUACCGCGUCAAAAAGCAGGUUCCAGUCUCCCCCACGACUGCCGAGCCAGUGAAGAUCACAGACCGGCUGUCGAAAGUCAAGAUCAACGUUGCCAUGUUUCUGGACGGAUACACGAUAACGAUUCCACUUCUGCAGUCCUUAACUUAUAAGAUUACGGGAGUCGUGGCGCGGGCGUCUUGUGCCACAAACUACGGGCAGGACUUGAUCUUCGAUUUUGACAUCAAAGAGAAUUCACACGAGACGCAAAUCAACGUGCAAAACAAGCCACAGAGCAUUUCGCUACUUCAGAUACCUCCAACUAAUGGUCGCAUCACCGGCCGAACGAGCGGAUCGCAACGUUCAGUAACCGUCCUGUCGUCGGUCGAGGUCAUUCAGCUGGAUGCUUCCGCUGUCCACAGCCUUCUCGCAGCUCUCAAUAGGCCGCAGGUAUCCAGUGCAAUUGAGGAAGCCCAAGAACAAAUCGCUGUCAUUCAAGGGCACAUGUCCGACAUUUUUGGCUCGACGCCCCCUCCUACUCCGUCAGACGUCCAAAAGCCUGGCACAACUUUGGCGUACAACGUUCAUCUGACCCUAGCCGGCCUGCGGAUCUUUGCAAAGACGGCAUUGAAGUCGAAAACGGAACCAAUCGCACAGAUCCUCUUCACCUUGGAAAAGGUCUAUCUGCAAGUUUGCAACCAGCAGGAUCCAAAUGGGCCGGCGCUCAAGUACCCGGACCUUCAUGUGAAUCUGCGCCAGAUUGGUCUCGAUGUCCUCAGAGGCAGGCAGGAUGCCAUGAGAUCUUGUGGGAGAGUUGGCGCCAGUGUGACUGUUUCAGCCAGCUCCAGGCGUGGUGAAGAUGGAAGGGAGGACUGGCAUCUCAAUUUUCGCAGCGACGAUUUAGACAUAAGCCUCUCUCCAGAGACGGUGUCCACAGUCAUUGACGUUGUGGGAUACAUGGGCUCGAAAAUCAAGGAUCUCGACACGUCUCGCGAACUGGAGUACCUACGGAAGCUGCGGCAAUCGAAACCCCGCAUCACCAUCAACGAUGAUGAGACUGUGGUCGCCGACGCCGACAUCCUGGACUCGGUCUUGGCGUCCGUGGUAUACCACUUUGAGUUGCGAAACAUUCGGGUAUCCUGGGAUGUUGCAGACGAGUCGCAAGAUCAUGAUACGUCCAAGGAAGACCUGGUCCUCUCCAUCAAGCUCAUUGAGUUUGGUACGAGAACACGGAAGUCUGCACGACUCACCAUUGCCAAUUUUCAGCUUCAAACCGUACCUCCGGGGCAGGACAAGAAUCUGCGAUCUCUCCAUUCGGCGCUGCUCCCUGAAGUCAUCUUCAAUGUGGCAUACCUUUCCACUUCGGAAGCGCGAAGAAUGGCAUUCCAGGCCACAGGGGAGUCUCUAGAUCUGCGGCUCACGUCCGGCUUCAUAGUGCCAGCCGCAAACCUUGUAGAGUCAAUCUCUCUAUCAACGAAGAACGUCCAGAAGGCAUCCGCGCAGUGGGCAACAGCAACUGCAUCGGCAAACAAGAAGCCGGACGAGACCCACACUGUUCAACGACAACGCAGCUUGUUUGGCAAGAAGCGGUUGGAGAGUCUUCUGGUUGACGCUGACUUUGCAGGUGCCGUCGUCUACGUUGCCAGCGGCAGCAGCAGAAGCGGCGGACCGACCGCCAAAUAUGGACAGCCAUCGCUGGCCGGCAAGUACGGGCAAUUCAACGCGGAUGACUCCGGAAGUGGCGCGGUUCUUCGAAGCCCCGGCUUGGCCUGGAAAUGCGAGUACAGAGACAAUGGCAAUGAGGAUCCUUCGCUCUAUGGUGAAGUGAAGAUUGAUGCCUCGAGCAACAUCCUCUACCCUUCCGUGGUGCCCCUUAUACUCGACAUUCUGGCCAGUGUGAAAAAGGUUGUCAGUGACGACUCGCCUCAAGACAAGCAGCAGCAACCAGGCGAACCGCCAAAGCUCAAGGCUGAGAGGUCUGGCGAUGAAGAUAAUAUCCUCACCGCAGACCCGAGCGCCAUGCUGGGUCGACUAAGACUGAAUCUGGGUUUGCGAAUAUGCAGGCAAGAGUUUUCACUCAGCUGCCAGCCCAUCGCUAGAGUAGCCGCCACGACUGGAUUCGACAACGUCUAUUUCACCGUCAACACGGUCACAUCGCAGGAACAGGGCAACUUCUUCGCCAUAUCUGGUGUUCUGACCAAGCCUAUGGCAUCGGUCCAGCACGUGUAUUCCAGAGAAUCGACGGCAAGCUUCGAAGUGGAUGCGGUAACAUUAUCGUUCAUGAACAGCAAGCACGUCAGCGGCACCAGUGGCGUGUCCGCCAUCCUGAAGGUGAGCCCGAUGAAGAUCUCAGUCAAUGCCAAACAAGCCCAGGAUUUCUUGCUCUUCCGGGAGAUCUGGUACCCCCGGGACUUGCGCCGCGCCUCAACCGCGCCAGUAGCCAAACUGCAAACCGAGACUUCGCAGGGCCAUCUCGUCCAGCGAUACCAACAAGUGGCUGCGACAGCCGCAUUUCCCUGGACUGCUACAAUCUCAAUCGAAGCUUUGGAUGUGAGCGUCGACUUGGGCCAAGCCAUCGGAAAGUCCGUCUUUCAAAUCCAUGACUUCUGGGUGUCAUCAAAGAAGACAUCGGACUGGGAGCAGAACCUUUGCCUGGGCUUCAAAAGCAUCGGGGUGGACUGCACGGGUCGACUGAGUGGUUUCGUCGCAUUGCAGCAUUUCAGAAUGCGAAGCUCCAUCCAGUGGCCUAAACGGGAAGAGGCACUCAACGAAACACCCUUGGUCCAGGCAUCGCUGGCAUUCAAUGCUCUGCGCAUCAAAGCUGCAUUUGACUAUCAGGCAUUCUUGGUGGCUGACAUCACGUCGCUAGAGCUUCUCAUGUACAACGUGCGUGAGCGACGGCAGGGUAGGGGAGAUCGCCUCGUGGCCAUUUUCGACGGGGACGCAGUGCAGGUCUUUGGGACAGCCACGUCAGCCGCACAGGGCCUUGCGCUCUGGCAGGCCAUUCAGAAACUGAUACAGGAGAGGAGAGAGAACCUGGAAUCUUCACUGCGAGACAUCGAGAAAUUCAUGAGACGGAAGUCAAGCACGUCGCGGAAUCCGCCUCAAUCGUCGCCGCCAAUCCCCAAGCUCCCAGAGGACGAUACCAUGGCUAAAUCGCCCAUUUCCCUGGACACGGACGUUGUGGUGACGCUCAAGGCGCUGAACCUGGGCGUGUUCCCGAGCACCUUUUCGGAUCACCAGGUGUUUAAAAUGGAGGCAUUCGACGCCUACGCUAGGUUUGCGGCCAGUAUUGAGCAGAGGCGGAUACACAGCAUUCUCCGCAUGACGCUCGGCCAGCUCCGCAUCGGGCUGGCAGGGGUGAGAAAUGUUGAAGCACCAAAGACACUGAGCGAGAUGACGGUGGAAGACGUUGUCUCGAGGGCUACGGGCUCUCGGGGUGGCACAAUCCUCAAGGUGCCUCGCGUGGAGGCAGUGAUGGAGACGUGGCAAGCACCCAACAGCAAUCACAUCGAAUACAUCUUCAAGAGCGCGUUUGAAGGCAAGGUCGAGGUCGGCUGGAAUUACUCGCGCGUCAGCUACAUCCGUGGCAUGUGGGCGAACCACUGCAAGUCCCUGGAGCAGACAUGGGGACGGCAACUACCGAUAGCUGCCGUCAAAAUUACGGGGGUACCGGAGACAGAAGGCGAGGGCGACCAGAAGAUCACCGCCGAGGUCAACGUGCCGCAGUCCAAGUAUGACUAUCGGGCGCUGGAACCGCCCAUCAUCGAAACGCCACAGCUCCGGGACAUGGGAGAGGCGACGCCGCCGCUCGAGUGGAUCGGACUGCACCGAGAGAAGCUGCCGAACUUGACUCACCAGAUCGUCAUCGUCUCGCUGCUGGAGUUGGCAGGCGAGGUGGAAGAUGCAUAUUCGCGAAUCCUGGGCUCGUCAUGA